AUGCUGCCAGUGCACUCCACCUUCGACCCCAGCAGCAGCCCCUCCCCCUACAGACUGUGGGCCUCUGCCGCUACCUACAGGCCAGGGGCGCACAUCACAGACUUACAGCUGGUGACAAAGGCCCGGUCAGCCGCGGUGAAGCUCCGGGCAGCUGCGGUGGAGGCCCGGGCAGCUGCGGUGGAGGCCCGGGCAGCUGCGGUGGAGGCCCGGGCAGCUGCGGUGGAGGCCCGGGCAGCUGCGGUGGAGGCCCGGGCAGCUGCGGUGGAGGCCCGGGCAGCUGCUGUGGAGGCCCGGCAGCUGCGGUGGAGGCCCGGGCAGCUGCGGUGGAGGCCCGGGCAGCUGCGGUGGAGGCCCGGGCAGCUGCGGUGGAGGCCCGGGCAGCUGCGGUGGAGGCCCGGGCAGCUGCGGCAGCAACCAGUUGUGGUGUGGUCCAGGUUAGCUCUGGUGGUUUCCAGGCCAACUGUGGAGGUAUCCAGGUUAACUCUGGUGGUAGCAAUGGUGGAGGCCUGGACUGCAGUAGUGAAGGCCUGGGCUGCGAUGGUGGGAGCCCAGGGCAGCUGCAGUGAUAUCCAGGGCAGUCUGAGGUCCCAGGGCAGUGUGAGGUCAGGGCAGGCUGAGGUCUCAGGGCAGGCUGAGGUCCCAGGGCAGGCUGAGGUCCCAGGGCAGGCUGAGGUCCCAGGGCAGGUUGAGGUCUCAGGGCAGGCUGAGGUCCCAGGGCAGGUUGAGGUCUCAGGGCAGGCUGAGGUCCCAGGGCAGGUUGAGGUCUCAGGGCAGGCUGAGGUCCCAGGGCAGUCUGAGGCCGUUUCUGAAGAACUUCUACCUCCUGUUUCAGUGACUCUGGAGGUGAAGAACAGCUCUGGGUUCUUCCAAGGCUUCCUCCUGCAGGCUCGAAGCAACAGGCAGACAGGGGUCAGUCAGGCUGAUGGACAGAUGAAGAGCCGGGUGCAGGUCACGUGGGAAGCACCAGACAACGGUAACCAUGGAGACGUCACCUUCAGAGCGACCGUGGUGCAGAGCUACUCUCAGUUCUGGGUAAACGUGAGCAGCGCUUCUGUGCAGCUGGAGAGGAGCCAAGGGGACCCUUCUGCUGUGAGUAACUUAAUGUCGUGGAGCACCUCCAGCACCGUAGCCAGGGACCAGGCCUGGGUCUCACAGCUGAAGGGACAGUGCUGGCCGUUCUCGUUGGUGAGUUCAGGGAGGCCUUUCCACGGAGAGCUGAGGAGAGAAGAAGAAGUCUGA
This is a messenger RNA of Knipowitschia caucasica, 1239 nucleotides long. The record is from the annotation of a GenBank genome assembly. NCBI's taxonomy places the organism in Eukaryota, Metazoa, Chordata, Actinopteri, Gobiiformes, Gobiidae.